Quercus lobata is the source of this 6263-nucleotide messenger RNA. RefSeq names its product protein NETWORKED 1A-like. Gene Ontology annotation, cellular component: plasma membrane. The record is from RefSeq and is a predicted model, not a curated record. The coding region runs from base 539 to 6016 and encodes 1825 amino acids. Gene Ontology annotation, molecular function: actin filament binding. Lineage: Eukaryota; Viridiplantae; Streptophyta; Magnoliopsida; Fagales; Fagaceae. The transcript has 6 exons.
UUUUUGUCAGUGUCUGUCUUCCUUUUACAGUUGACGGGUCAUCAAACAGUGACUGGCAAAUCUCAGGAUAUAAUGCAAAAGACCCAUUUGAGGCAGAGAGAGAGUCUGAGAGUAAUAGAGAGAGAAAAAAAAUGGGGUGAGAAGGAUGAUAGGCAGCUGGAGUUUAAGCAUCACAGCUGCUGGCUAAAAUCCCAUUAACAAGUUUCAUUCUUCUGUUUUGUUCCAUUGGAUGUUUGCUCUGGUUGCUGGAUAAGAAUUAAGAACCCAUCACUGGAUUUCAUUCACUUGUUGAUUUGGUUGCUUGAAGGCUACUGAAGUGAGGAGUAGCAAUUAUUCAAGCAUUGUACUUGUGUCCAAUUAAGCAGGUGCAAGAAGUGAGGUGUAGAGCUGCAAAGCAUCAUUUAGCAUAUAAUUGGGUGGUGUGUUUUGUCUAAUUGAUAUUCUGGCCUGGAUCCAUUACCUAGGAUUUUGUUACUGGUAUAAAGACCAAGCGUUUGCCAAGUCAAAACCAGUUGCACUGCUGUUCCUUGCUGGAGUCAUGGCAACCUUAUUACAUUCUGAGUCUAGACGCUUAUAUUCUUGGUGGUGGGACAGCCACAUUAGCCCAAAAAAUUCAAAAUGGCUUCAGGAAAAUCUUACAGACAUGGAUGCCAAGGUCAAAGCAAUGAUCAAGCUCAUUGAAGAAGAUGCAGAUUCUUUUGCAAGGAGGGCAGAAAUGUACUACAAGAAACGUCCAGAACUUAUGAAACUGGUAGAGGAGUUCUACCGAGCCUACCGUGCAUUAGCUGAGAGGUAUGAUCAUGCAACUGUGGAGCUUCGCCAGGCCCAUCGAACCAUGGCAGAAGUGUUUCCCAACCAAGUACCUUAUGUGCUGGCUGACGAUUCACCCUCAGGUUCUUCAGGCCCUGAGGUUGAUCCCCAUACACCAGAAAUGCCACAUCCAAUUCGUGCAUUGUUAGACCCAGAUGACUUGCACAAGGAUGCACUGGGACUCUCUUCAACCAGCUUACAAACUAUGAAAAGGAAUGGAGAGCGUUCAGAAGAAUUUGACACUGGAAUAAGCAAAAGGGGUCUUAAACAGUUCAAUGAGAUGUUUGGGUCAAGAGAACUAGUGGCACAAAAUUCAAAUGUUGCUGAAGGAAGGAUGAGAAAAGACCCAAAAGUUCAUGAAGCAGAAGAGAGUGAACGAAAUUUGCAACAUGGUUUCCUUUCCAAGUCUCAGCAUGCUGGGGAAGCUGAAAGAGAAGUUGAGACCUUAAAGAAAACCCUAGCAGAGAUACAGGUUGAAAAGGAAGCUAUCCUUCUUCAAUACAAGCAGAGUCUGGAGCAGCUAUCUCACCUUGGGAGAGAACUUAAUCAAGCCCAAAGGGAUGCUGGAGGGCUUGAUGAACGAGCAAGCAAAGCAGAAAUUGAAAUUAAGAUACUGAAGGAAGCCCUUGUUGAGUUAGAAGCUGAGAGGGAUGCUGGUCUUCUUCAAUACAAUCAGAGUUUAGAAAGGAUAUCUAGCUUGGAGAAUAUGUUAUCUGUUGCCCAAGAUGAUGCAAAAGGACUCCAUGUGCGAGCUGUUAAAGCAGAAACUGAAGCUCAAUGUUUCAAUCAAGAACUUUCUAGAUUAGAGGCUGAAAAGGAGGCAGGUCUUCUUCAUUAUAAACAAUGUCUUGAGAAGAUAUCAGUUCUGGAGACUAAAAUAUCACUUGCUGAGGAGAAUGCCCGAAUGCUAAAUGAGCAAAUUGAAAGAGCUGAAACUGAAGUUAAGGAACUAAAGAAAGCUCUUACCAAACUAAAUGAAGAGAAAGAAUCUGCAGCAUUUCAGUAUAAGCAGUGCUUGGAGAUAAUAGAGAAGAUGGAGAGAGAACUUUUUCAUGCCCAAGAGGAUGCCAAACGCCUGAAUAGUGAACUUCUGAAAGGGGCUGCAAAAUUAAAGAGUGCAGAAGAAGAGUGUUUUCAAUUGGAGAGAUCCAAUCAAUCUCUGCGGUUAGAGGCAGACAAUCUGGUGCAGAAGAUUGUGGUGAAGGACCAAGAACUUUCAGAAAAGCAUGGUGAGUUGGAAAAGUUACAAACUCUGAUGCACGAGGAACAUUCACGGUUUGAGCAAGUGGAAUCCACCCUCCAAACUUUGCAGAAGUUGCACUCUCAAUCUCAAGAGGAGCAGAGAGCUCUGGCAGUGGAGCUUAAAAAUGGGCUUCAGAUGUUCAAGGACUUGGAGAUCAGCAAACGUGGGAUGGAUGAACAAAUGCAAAGGGUUAAGGAAGAAAACAGGAGCUUGAAUGAAAUGAACUUUUCUUCCACCAUAUCAAUAAAUAAUCUGCAAAAUGAAAUCUUUACCUUGAAGCUAAUGAAAGAGAAACUUGAAGAGGAGGUUACACUAAAUGCAGACCAAAGCAAUGCUCUCCAGCAGGAAAUUUGGCAUUUAAAGGAGGAAAUCAAGGGCUUAAAUGGAAGAUACCAGGCUAUUAUGGAGCAAGUAGCAUCUGUAGGUCUGAAUCCUGAAUGCCUUGAGUCAUCCGUGAAAGACUUACAAGAUGAGAAUUCAAACCUGAAAGAGGUCUGUGAAAGGGAAAAAGAAGAGAGAGAAGCCCUACACGAGAAGUUGAAGCAUAUGGAUGAAAUUUCAAAAGAGAAUGCUGUUCUGGAGAGUUCCCUGUCAGGAUUAAUGGCUGAGUUGGAGGGGUUGAGAGAGAAAGUUGGGAACUUGCAGGAGUCCUGUCAGUUUCUCCAAGGAGAAAAAUCCACACUUGUUUCUGAAAAAGCUACUCUGUUUUCACAGUUACAAAUUGUCACUGAGAAUCUGCAGAAGCUCUUGGAGAAGAACACCUUGCUGGAGAAUUCACUCUCCAGUGCAAAUAUGGAGCUUGAAGGUUUGAGGGCAAGAUCUAAGAGCUUAGAAGAGGUAUGCCAGUUGCUUGGUAAUGAGAAGUCCAAAAUCCUAAAUGAGAGGGACACCCUGGUAUCUCAGUUGGAAAAUGUUGAACAGAGAUUGGGUAGUCUGGAAAGUAGGUUUACAAAAUUAGAAGAAAAAUAUUCGGAUCUGGAAAAGGAGAAAAAAUCCACGUUUUGCAGGGUAGAAGAAUUGCAAGCUUACAUCUUCAUGGAGAAGCAAGAGCACACAAGUUACGCACAGUCAAGUGAGGCGCGAUUGGCAGGUUUGGAGAACCAAGUGCAUAUCCUGCAACAAGAAAGUAGGUUGGGGAAGAAGGAAUUCGAGGAAGAACUUGAUAGAGCUGUCAAUGCUCAGGUUGAGGUUUUCAUCCUUCAGAAGUUUAUAGAAGAUUUGGAAGAAAAGAAUUUAUCUCUACUAAAUCAAUGUCAAAAACAGGUUGAAGCAUCCAAAUUUUCAGAUAAACUGAUCUCAGAGUUGGAGAGUGAGAAUCUUGAGCAACAGGUAGAAGUAGAAUUCUUGUUAGAUGAAAUCCAGAAGUUGAGAAUGGUAAUUCAUCAAGUGUUCAGGGCUAUUCAAAUUGAUCCAGAUAAUGGGAAUGUAGAUAAGAUUGAGCAUGAGCAUAUACCUGUACCGCGUAUUUUGGAUGGUAUUGAGGAUUUAAAAGAUUCUCUGUUGACAAGCAAGGAUGAGAAGCAGCAGCUGCUGGUUGAGAACUCAGUUCUCUUAACUUUACUUGGGCAACUGAAAUUAGAGGGUGCAGAACUCGAUUCUGAGAAAAAGAUCAUUGAGCAUGAGUUUGAGGUCAUGACAGAGCAGUGUUCUAUGCUGCAAAAGAACAAGCACGAGCUUCUAGAGAUGAACAUGCAGUUGAGAUCAGAAAUGGGCAAGAGUGAGCAACGGGAGGAAGUUUUAAAGGCUGAAUUGGAAACUCUACACAUUUCUCUGGCAACUUCAAAGGGGGCUUGCCUGGUAUUUCAGAAAGAAAGUACAAUGUUGCUUGAAGAGAAGAAAUCCUUGCUGAAGAGUUUUUCUGACCUGAAAGAGGAAAAGCAUAUUCUUGAAGAGGAAAACAGUUCUAUUCUUCAUGAAGCAUUAGCUCUCAGCAAUAUGGCUUUAGUCUUUGAGAGCUUUGCAACCGAGAAAUCUGUGGAACUAGAAGCACUUUCUGCAAAUAUCGACAGUCUCCAUGUUGUCAACAUUGACCUCAAGGAGGAGGUUAGCAUGUUGGGGAAGAAGAUGGAAAUGAAAGAGGAAGAAAAUCUAUGUCUGAAUGAAACAGUGGUGAAGUUAGGGAAAGAGCUGAGUGAAGCCAAAGAUUUAAAUGACCAAUUAUGCAUUCAAUUGUCUGUUGAAAAAGAUUUUCUGAGACAAAAGGCAACAGAGCUUUCAGAAGCAGAACAGAAGCUUAAGGCUUCAGAGAGCUUGAAUGUUGAAUUAUGCAGAACUGUUGAAGACCUGAAGAUGGAACAUGAAGAAUCAAACCUAGUCAGGGAAAAUCUAGAGAGACAGAUUCUUGAAGUAUUGGAUGAUAGCACAAUUCAGAAAAAAGAAAUUGAAUGCCUUCGUGAGGUGAAUGAGAAUAUGGAGUCUAAAGUAGCAAUAUUAAACAAAGAAAUUGAAGAACAUAGGAUUAGAGAAGAGAAUUUGAAUUCAGAGCUGCAAGAGAAGAGAGAUGAAUUUGAACUAUGGGAUGCUGAGGCUGCAACAUUUUAUUUUGAUCUCCAGAUUUCUGCCACUCGUGAAGUUCUACUUGAAAAGAAGGUUCAAGAACUUGCUGGAGCUUGUGAGAGUCUUGAAGAUGAAACUGCUGCAAAAGGUAUGGAGAUUGCACAGAUGAAGGAAAGAGUUAGCUUCUUAGAAAGUGAGAUAGGAGGACUGAAGGCGCAGUUGUCUGCAUAUGUUCCUGUCAUAGCUUCUUUAGGAGAUGAUAUAGCCUCUCUUGAGCAGAAUGCCCUUCUUCACACAAAGCUUUCUGUGGCACGAAAUCUAGAAACACAGGACAAGGAAAUGGAAAUUCAUCCUUAUGAAAACAGCUGUCAAGAGCUUAAAGAAGAUCAAAGGACUGCGGUACCAAAUGGAAUCUCACAUUUGCAGAAGAUGCAGACUAGGAUUAAAGCAGUAGAAAAGACUGUUACGGAAGAAAUGGAAAGGCUUGCAACACAAGAAAGCAUAAACACCAACAUCAAAGUAGAAGAUGUAAUGGAAGAGACUGAAGACUUCAAACCAAAAGGCAAAUUGCCUCAAGAGAGAGGUCUGGAAUCACAGAGGACUAAACCUGAAAAUGGGAUUUUGAUGAAAGAUAUUCCACUUGAUCAAGUCUCAGAUACUUCAUUCUAUGGGAGAAGCAAGAUAGACAAUGGUAGAGCUGAUGACGAGAUGCUUGAAUUAUGGGAAACUGCAGAGCAAGAGUGCGGCCAGGGUCCAAUGGUCAAUGAGACACAAAAGCAGGCAUCUGCACCAGUAGAAGAUGUUAAUGCAUACCACAGGCUAGAAGAUGGGGAGAAGAGUCAGGAUCUCCCUUCAGAAUUAGAGAUUGAGAAGGAGUUGGCCAUUGACAAGCUAGAGGUAUCUGCAAGUGUUAGACAGCCAAAUCAAGAUGUCAACAAGGGAAAGUUCCUGGAGAGACUUGCUUCCGAUGCUCAGAAAUUGACGUGUCUUCAAACAACUUUACAAGAUCUGAAAAAGAGAGUGGAGAUGAACAAGAGAAGCAAGAAGGCCAGUGACAUUGAAUAUGAAACAAUCAAAAGACAGUUACAGGAAGUUGAGGAGGCUAUUUUGCAGCUGGUGGAUGUCAAUGAUAAAUUGACAAAAGAUAUUGAGGAUAGCCCAUCAUCUUUGGAUGGAAGACCUUCAGUAGAGCUGGAGGAGGCUGGAAAUGUCCGCAGAAAGAGAGCAACAGAACAGGCAACUAAAGGGUCCGAAAAAAUUGGACGUUUGCAGUUUGAUUUACAAAACAUUGAGUAUGUUCUGCUUAAAUUGGAGGAUGAAAAGAAAAGCAAAGGAAAGCACCGAUUUCCUGAAAGUAGAACAGGAAGUCUCUUGAGAGACUUUAUUUACAGUGGGGGGAGGGGUAGUGAGAGGCGUAAGAAGUCUUGUUUUUGUGGCUGUACAAGACCUUCAACUGAUGGAGACUAAGGUAAUUACUAAGAGGAAAGCAUGUUUCCAUCAGCUGUAAGUUUCACUCCCUGAGAUGAUCCUAAUAUUAUGUUUAGGGGGUCAUUUCUUGGAUUAAUCAGUAAAAACUGUGCCUUUUAGCUUAGAGGAACCGUAAGAAUUUAGGACCAAACUAAUUAUAAUAAGCUGCUUUUCCAGCAUUUUAUUUGUUAAUUUAUAAGACAAUCAAUAUCACUAAAGGAACUCAGUAGUACAAGUUUCUUUUAUA